This is a messenger RNA of Cavia porcellus (domestic guinea pig), 3614 nucleotides long. It is a transcript of the gene Prss23, whose product is annotated as serine protease 23. The coding region runs from base 160 to 1323 and encodes 387 amino acids. The transcript has 2 exons. Gene Ontology annotation, biological process: proteolysis. The record is from RefSeq and is a predicted model, not a curated record. Lineage: Eukaryota; Metazoa; Chordata; Mammalia; Rodentia; Caviidae. Gene Ontology annotation, molecular function: serine-type endopeptidase activity.
GGGGGCGGACCCGCCCGCAGCCGGCGUAGCUGGGGAGCCCGCCAGCUCGCACUCGGUCUCUCGACGGGGCAGGCAUGGGAGCCGCGUGCGCCCUCCCGGGGCCCACACCUGUCUGAGCCGCGCAGCCAGCCACGGCCGGGGCGGGCUGCUCCGCGCGGAAUGGUGCUCAGCAUGGCAGGGAUCCCAGGGCUCCUCUUGCUUCUCCUCCUCCUGCUCUGUGUUGUGGGGCAUGUGAGUCCCUACAGAGCCUCCUGGAAACCCACUUGGCCUGCUUACCACCUCCCUGUUGUCCUGCCCCAGUCUACCCUCAAUUUAGCCAAGCCAGACUUUGGAGCAGAAGCCAAAUUGGAAGUGUCCUCCUCAUGUGGACCACAGUGUCACAAAGGAACUCCACUGCCUACAUAUGAAGAGGCCAAGCAAUACCUGUCUUAUGAGACACUCUAUGCCAAUGGCAGCCGCACAGAGACUCAAGUGGGCAUUUACAUCCUCAGCAAUGGUAGACAUGGGACUCAACACCAAGACUCAGUGUCGUCAAGAACAUCUCGGAGGAAGCGACAGAUUUAUGGCUAUGACAGCAGGUUCAGCAUUUUUGGGAAGGACUUCCUGCUCAACUACCCUUUCUCAACAUCAGUGAAGUUAUCUACAGGCUGCACUGGAACUCUGGUGGCAGAGAAACACGUGCUUACAGCUGCGCACUGCAUACAUGAUGGGAAAACCUAUGUGAAAGGAACACAGAAACUUCGAGUGGGCUUCCUGAAGCCCAAGUUUAAGGACAGUGGUCGAGAGACUAACACUUCAAACUCAGCCACACCAGAGAAGAUGAAAUUUCAAUGGAUCCGGGUAAAACGCACCCAUGUGCCCAAGGGUUGGAUCAAGGGCAAUGCCAAUGAUAUUGGCAUGGAUUAUGACUAUGCCCUCUUGGAACUGAAAAAACCCCACAAGAGAAAGUUCAUGAAGAUUGGGGUGAGCCCUCCUGCUAAACAGCUGCCAGGGGGCAGAAUCCACUUCUCAGGCUAUGACAAUGAUCGACCAGGCAACUUGGUAUAUCGCUUCUGUGAUGUCAAGGAUGAGACCUAUGACCUGCUUUACCAGCAGUGUGAUGCUCAGCCUGGGGCCAGUGGCUCGGGGGUCUAUGUGAGGAUGUGGAAGAGACAGCAGCAGAAGUGGGAGCGAAAAAUUAUUGGCAUCUUUUCAGGGCACCAGUGGGUGGACUUGAAUGGUUCUCCACAGGAUUUCAAUGUGGCUGUCAGAAUCACUCCUCUCAAAUAUGCCCAGAUUUGCUAUUGGAUUAAAGGAAACUACCUGGAUUGUAGGGAGGGGUGACAUAGCAUUCCUCCUCCUAGGAGCACUUAAUGAUCUUUAUGUACUCAUCGUAGGAGAGGCCAAAUUUUAUCACUGGCUUGUGUGCGCGUGCACACGCGUUUAUGUAAUGUGUCAUGAUAUCCUUUACUUUCUCAAAAUGCAAAAUGACUGAAUUUAUUAUUUGAAAACUGGUUUGUGUAUCAUAUCACUUAAGCAGUUUGAAAGCAUACUUUUGCAUAGAAGUUUUUAAAUGCUGUUGUUUGGGGCAAUAGGAAAUAUUUGGCAAUUAAGUUAAUGUUUCACUUUUCUUGAGAAUUUUUGAUUUUCAUUUCAUCUGAGCUUAUUUCAAAAGUUUGUAUUAAAUAAGUGGCAUACAGGAAAUAUGAAUUAUUAUGUGCAUAUGUUUGUGAUUUCUUAGGUUUAUAUCUUGAUAUUUUUUAAUGUCUGAUUAAUGCUUUCAGAUGAUAGUGUUCCCACCGCAUAUAACUUUUACAAAUUUUCACAAAACUUCUUAGACAAUAGUAGUAUUUUGGAUUAGGAGGCAUUUAUGUGAUAGUCCUUUAACAGUAAUUUAUUGGCUAAUAGUAAUACACAAACUAUAUCUCACAAUAAAAGCACCCCAAAGCUGCUCUUAAUUUUGAAAAUAGUUUCUCUUCCAAAGACUGUUGCUCUGCGUUUUGGGAAGUCUUUACACAUAUCUCUGCCAACUUUACAGUCACACCAGAGUAGACAAGAUCAUUUAUCCUAAUUUUUUCAUUUAAUAAGAGUUCACUUACAUUUCUAGAGCUAGUUGUUUUUCAAAAGGCAGCAAUCAAGACUUAAUUAGAACAGGCUGUAUUGCUUCCUAGCUAAGUUAUGAGCACAAUAAAAAUAAGAACAGCAUUUUACCCCUGAAAUGUAGCACAUCUCAUGUUUUAUCAUUUGGAUAGAGUAAUUUAAAAUGAAUUAAAUUCCAGAGAACAAUGGAUGCAUUGCUCAGCAGAUGUCACAACAGAAUAACCACUUGUUUGAAGCCUGGCACAGUCAUGCAGCCUAAUCAAAAUUAUUCUGCAUAGUUUUCUCUGUGCUUUCAGAGAGUUGUGUAGUUGUUUGAUUUCAAAACUUUCUCUCUUGUUAUAUUUAUCUUAUAGUACUGCUUGGAAGUUGCUUUAAGAAGCACCAGUGUGUCUCUCUCUACCCAAGCUUUUAAAAGGCACGUUUUUCUGGAAUGCUUUAGGCUAUAGGCAUGUAUGUAAUCAGGUACAACGGUGAAAAAUGAAAAUUUGGAGAAUAUAAAAUGGGUGAGGAUCAUGUACUCCAAUAAAUGUUUUAUACAUAUGAUAAUCAUAGCAUAUAAAGAAAAGACUUGCAUUUAUUCUAUGCUUUUGAGUCUCAGCCUAAGCACUUUUAAGUACAGAAAAAAAUAGCAAAUGAAAUAUGAGGCAAAAUUUUGUGUUUUUGUACUCUGAAUAAUAGCCUAUUUUGUGGCUGUGAAGAUAUUCAAAUACAGGACUAUCACUAAAACACUCUUCUGGGGCUUGAGUUUUUUAGCUUUUAAAAAGGAUAAUCCUGAUCAGGCACUCAAGACAUGUACAACCAUUGCUUUCGUCAGUUCACAUAAGAAAUGCAUAGCACAGAGAGGCAGAUGCCAGGAAUCUUCUGAGUUGCAGUCCAAUUUGCUUUGGAAUCUAACAGGAAUCUUGCCUGAAGAAGAAGAGAGGUCUCCAUUUCUGUGUCUAGUAUUUGGGGUUUUCUGUUUGCUUUUGCUUGAUGAAAAAAAAGUGUAACUGAUUUUUUGAUAGAUGCUCCUUUUACAAAACUCCUUUCUUUCUUGACUUUCAUCUUACAAAGUUAGUGACACAAAAACAAAAUAAUAUUAAUGCUUAGUUCACAAGAAGCUCUAGUAUACUAACGAAUAGUAUCCACUUACUAUCAUUCAUAGAUCUGUAAAAUUAUAAAGUAAUUUAGUAUGUCCAUCUUUUCAGUGGUAAUGGGAGAAAACAUGUUAUUAGACUAUCAUAAUUGUGAGGGAAAGCACUCAUUAAUAUAAAUGGUACUUUACAUGUACUGGAUAUGUGUACCAUAAGUAUAUUCCUAGCAAGGAUAGGAAAAGUUGUUUCUCACGAUAUGUCACAAGUGUCCCUUCAGACUUUCUAUCAAAAAUAAAAAGGAUACUGUCCUCAGGUAGGAGGGAGAUGCUUCUCAGAAUUCCCUGUUUUUGUCAGGGAUUCACAUGCCUGUUUGCACAUUAAAAACUCUGGAAAAUCCUAUAGUAAAGAGACUUGUUCUUAUUUUUUAAAUAUGUAUUUCAAUAAACAUCUUUGACCGCAGAA